Talaromyces proteolyticus is the source of this 522-nucleotide messenger RNA. Its product is annotated as putative cytochrome c oxidase assembly protein. Gene Ontology annotation, biological process: mitochondrial respiratory chain complex IV assembly. Lineage: Eukaryota; Fungi; Ascomycota; Eurotiomycetes; Eurotiales; Trichocomaceae. Bases 35 to 391 code for a protein of 118 amino acids. The transcript has 3 exons. The record is from RefSeq and is a predicted model, not a curated record. Gene Ontology annotation, cellular component: mitochondrion.
UUCACGCAAAUCCACCACACAAUCCAUUGACAAGAUGCCGAGCUCAUGUAGAGACAUCAGAACGGCGAUGGCUCAAUGCCUCCAAGAAUCAGAUUGUAUCAUGGUCCAACGCAAUUCGCCGCAAGAAUGUCUUCGCCCGCCUCUUUUCGACGAAUUGCCCACGCGGUGCCAACAAUUAUCGAAAGCCCUCUCCGAUUGCAAACGUGGACUAGUUGAUAUGCGCAAGCGUUUCCGAGGAAAUGCUCCUAUUUCAGUAUCGCGCGAGCUCGAGGGCGGCAAAUCUCAACAAACGCCAGAGCAAUUAUAUGCAGGUAAACCAGCGUUUUCGUCGGUGAAGGAAAUUAGCGGAGAUGAGGUGGAGAUGGAUCCGGAAAAGACCAGGGGUUUAUAAAUUGGAUUUUGUUGGAAGGCAAUUGGAAAAGCUGGAACGGAAAUGCCCCCUCUUAUUCUGCAUUGGCCGGAGUUUUUUAUGUAUCUGUAAAUACUGAUUUAUUCUUGAAUAAAUGCACUUAUUUUCAUCAA